This is a messenger RNA of Drosophila simulans, 750 nucleotides long. RefSeq names its product keratin, type I cytoskeletal 14. NCBI's taxonomy places the organism in Eukaryota, Metazoa, Arthropoda, Insecta, Diptera, Drosophilidae. The record is from RefSeq and is a predicted model, not a curated record. The coding region runs from base 98 to 616 and encodes 172 amino acids. The transcript is spliced from 2 exons.
UUUCACUUUUGGGCAAGCUAUAAAAACCAGCGGACAGAUUGCAGCCAUUCGCAUUGCUGCACAGAGAUCCGGCCAGGUAGCCACGGACAUAGACAAAAUGUGGAGAUUCCUUCUGAUUUGUAGUAUUCAGCUGAUUUGCGCCUCGGAGCACAGUGGCGAAGGAUAUGGCGAUGGUUACGGAUACGGGGGAAGCGGAGGCGGCGGCAGCGGAUCAGGAGGCAGCGGCGGAGGAGGCGAUGGCCACUUCCACCACCACACACCCACCACGUACUCGGAGAUCUCGAAGCACGUGCCGGUGCAUGUGAUCGAAAAGGUCCCACUACCCAUUCCCCAUCCGGUCGCCGUUCAGGUGCCCAACGUAAUUCGGCUGCAGAUUCCGGAACCCUACGCCGUCCACGUGCCCGUCCAGCAGGAGAUCCAUGUGCCGGUGUACAAAAUAGUACCCGAAAUAACCGAAAAGAAGAUACCCUACACCGUGGAGAAGCCAUACCCCGUCGAGGUGGAGAAACCCUAUCCCGUCGAGGUGAUCAAGCAGAUCAAGAUUCCGGUGCCUAAGCCCUAUCCUGUUCCUUUUACCAUCUACAAACACGUCCUGCAAAAGGAGCACGGCUGGUGAUGAAGACAGUCGUGGUUGGUUAGGUGUGUAAGUUUUGGAAUGCCAGCUCUAAAUCGAAGAGUAUUAUUUUACAAAGCUAAUGAGUAAAAAUAGUGUUUAAGAUAAAGUACUGCGUUUUCAGAAUAUACUGAAAA